Molecule: messenger RNA, 3659 nt
Organism: Bursaphelenchus xylophilus (pine wood nematode)
Lineage: Eukaryota; Metazoa; Nematoda; Chromadorea; Rhabditida; Aphelenchoididae
Source: the annotation of a GenBank genome assembly
AUGUCGGCUGAAUCGGGCGAGGUGGCCUCUUCUCCGGAGCAGGAGACGAAGCUCUACAAGAGGAGGUACCUGAUGCUGGGCAUGUUCGUCCUCCUCUCCGCCUCCAAUGCCCUUCAAUGGAUCGAAUACGCAAUCAUUGCACAUAUCUUCACCGAUUUCUAUGGAGUGAGUUAUGACGCGAUCAAUUGGACCUCCAUGAUUUAUAUGUUAAUGUACAUGUUGUUGGUGUUCCCGGGAAGGUAAGAACUCAGUUCAUUGUACAUAGAGUUGUUGUUAAUUGUUGUGAAAAGUAAACCUUUGGUUAUUGUUAACAUGUGGAAUUGUUUAACCGAAAAACUAACUUUUUGUGGGGGUGGAAAAGACCAAGUGUAAUAUAAUACGAUAAGAAACUUGGAGAAGAGAUCUGAAUAUGCAAAAAACAAACAUUGCUAAUCAUUCAUGGAGUUCUGUUUUGCAGAUUCAUGUUAUCGACCGUGGUUAUUUCUUGUUUUUUUUAUAAAAAAUAAUUAUUUUUACAAUUUAAAAUUAAGCAGUAAUUUUGAAACUAGUACCAAACAAAUUGGAUAGCCAUUCUGAGGCCAAUUAUAAGCAGAUUGAAGUGGCCAAGCAAUGGGGGAAACUAAUUCCAUCUGAUUUAUGUUCUCCUUCUUCACAAAAAAAAGAUUCCUCCACUCGAUUACAACGUCAUCCAAUACUUUUUUAACACUUUUUGUGACCUUUUUUAUGUUGUUUAGCAUACAGGAUAAGGGAAAAAAGAAAAUAAGAUCACCUUACUAAAAUAUUGUAUUAAUCAUUUAUUUGUUUGAUUACAAUUUAAAAUAAGUCGAUGGUUGAAAACUGUAAUAGGCCUUCUUGAAAGUUAGCGGAUAGAUUGAGACUUCUUUAUUGAUGACAAAAAGGCCUUUAUGUCAAUUUUAAAUUUUUUAGCAAAGUCAACGUUCUGUUAAUUUUUGUUUUUAACGGAGCCGGGUAGUUGUUCCAGUAAUCCCUUCCAUUCAAACCUUUUCUUUUUUUCCUUGAAAUUCCCUGAAAACAUUUUUUUUUCUUUUUUCUCUGACCCAUCUCCUUUUUUCGCACUCUUUCUUCGAAUUUGCAACGUUGAAUUAAACCGUUGUCCUUGCAAUUGAAUAGCCGCCUUUCUGCAGGGUUCCUCACUUUUUUGUAAAGGUAAUCCUUCAAGGAUUAUGGCCACACUUUGUCAAAAGAAUAAAAAGUAAAUGUUUGAAGGGCUUUUGUAAAUAGAAAAGAGCACCGAUCUCGCGCACACGGUCCCAUGGGGGAUCUCGGGAUUUGAUAGAUGGAUUAAAGAGGCACAAAAUACACAAAGAAAAAGUCUGAGAUCAAAUCAAUUGGGCAGACUGGAACAAUAUUAAUUUAUAGACAUUGACCUUUUCAACUCGAUUAAGUACUAAUAACACUCUUAGGAAAGGGAGUUUAACGUUCUUAGAGCAAAGCAACGCAGUCUUCAGAAUAUUUUUGGUUGUUUUUUCAAAUUCAAUAUCGUAUUUCAAUAACUAUUUAUAUUAACGCAGUGCCAGGAAGAUCUUUUUAAUUGUACCACUAAUAACUUCAUGGAAGACCUUGAUCAAGGUCUUUUUUGCAAGUGUUAUUCAAUUUUGCGAACAAUCCGAGUUUUUGUCAUCUUGCGACAGAAUGCCAAAAAAUGUGAAAAAGAAAAAUUCGAAUUUUGAGAUCGGAAUUAAUCGAAGAUCGGCCCAAUUAUAAUAUUAUGUAAUAUUAUAACAGUGUUUCUCUUACCGAAAAGUUACCGUAGUAAAUGCAACGUCGAAAGUUUUAUUUUCAGUUGGUUUUUGGACAAAUUCGGUCUCCGAAAGUCGAUCCUGAUCGGGGCCUUUGGAAAUUGCUUCGGGGCUUGGCUCAAAAUCCUCUCCACACAUCCAGGUAUCCCUCUCACUUUAAAAAAUAAUUCUGAAUUACUAAUUCAACCCAUUUUAUAUCUUCAGACAAGUUUUGGCUGACUUUUGUGGGCCAAACGAUCGUCGGAUCUUCGCAGGUUUUUAUCCUCGGAAUCCCCCCUCAACUAGCCGCUACCUGGUUCGGCCCCGAACAGGUUAGUACUGCUUGUUCGGCCGGGGUCUUCGGGAAUCAGCUGGGGAUUGCGUUGGGAUUCCUGAUUCCCCCAUGGCUCGUGAAAACGGGGACCAAAGAACAAGUGGCCUAUGAUUUGAGUGUGCUUUUCCUGAUCUCGGCCGUCGUCAACACCUUCGUUUUUGUGCUGGUCGUGCUCUGUAAGUGGUUUCUGAUCCUUUCCCUAUAGCAUCAGUUUGAAGAACUCCUUUUUCCGAUCGCAAGUUAUGUAUUAAUUUAGUCUUCAAAGAGAAGCCAAAACUCCCUCCGAGCUUGGCCCAAGCUCAAGCCCUCGAGGAAACUGUCGGGCACAGUUUUUGGUCAUCCAUCAAGGAGCUCUUGUGCAAUGUUAACUACAUGCUACUACUCAUCACUUAUGGUAAACAUUAAUUUUGAUUUUUUGUCAAGGACAAUAUAAUUAAUGUCUAUGACUACCCUUUUCAGGUAUAAAUGUUGGUGUAUUCUAUGCAGUGUCCACCCUUCUCAGCCAAAUGGUCUUAUUCUACCAUGAGGGCGCUCAAGAAGAGACAGGGACCAUCGGUCUUCUCAUUGUUGUCGCGGGGAUGUUCGGAUCCGUCGUUUGUGGAUAUAUUUUGGAUACAACCCAUAGAUUCAAGUGAGUAUAGAGAUGAAUUAUCAAAUUUUACUCUUUAUUUAUUCAUUUUUGCUACAUUUUUAAAUAAAUGUAGACUUUAUUUAUCAGUAAAUUGAACUAAGAGAGUCCCAGAGAAACCGUCGUAUUUUAUAUUUUCAGAGGCACCACCCUGGCCGUGUACAUCCUCUCUUUCGCCGGGAUGAUCCUCUUCACCUUCACAUUACACUUGGAUCUGUGGAUUACAUUUGUUGUAGCUGCGGCCCUCGGAUUUUUCAUGACCGGAUAUCUUCCGAUUGGCUUCGAAUUCGCGGCCGAACUCACGUUCCCAACCCCGGAGGGGACAACUUCGGGUCUCUUGAAUGGAUCGGCCCAGGUCUUCGGCGUUUUGAUGACCACCGGCAUGGGGAAAGUGAUGUAUUCGAUGUCCAUCUGGUGGUGCAAUAUUCUGAUGUGCGGGUUCUUGUUGGUUGGAGUCAUUCUAACCGGUAAGUGGGCACUAUACUCAUCACUACAGGUUCAUCGAUCUCUUGGCCUUAUUUUUAUACUGUUUCUGAACAAGUCCGUCUUUCAAAAAUUAGGAUUACCAUAGCAAAUUUGCGAAGCGUGACUUCAACUUUUUUCUCAAAAUUAGACGCCCUAAAAGGCCGAAAAAUAAACCAAAAAAAUCGGCUUCAAUUGUAAUUCGUCAGACCAAUCCUUUUCUCAAUGUUUUGGUCAAGUUUCAUCAAAAUUUGUCACACUUCCAAAAGGUUACAGCAACCAAAAAAUGUAACAAUUUUGUGCAAGAUCCCAAAAUUUCAACAUGUCUCUAUUAUUAUCAGCACGGCCAGCCCAUAAAUCUCCCUUUUUCACGUUGGUUUUCAAUUGUUUUAAUGACCUUAUUCUAGCCCUGAUAAAGUCGGAUCUCCGCCGUCAACGAGCCCAUCAAAAGCACCGUCCCACCAUCGACCCUCUGCUGGAGAAGGCGGAUCAGUGA